AUGGGAGGAGCUGUGGUGGACGAGGGUCCCACGGGCAUCAAGGCCCCUGAUGGGGGCUGGGGCUGGGCUGUCCUCUUUGGCUGUUUCAUUAUCACGGGUUUCUCCUACGCCUUUCCCAAAGCGGUCAGCGUUUUUUUCAAGGAGCUCAUGCAUGAGUUUGGGAUUGGCUACAGUGACACGGCCUGGAUCUCCUCCAUCCUGCUGGCCAUGCUCUAUGGCACAGGCCCGCUCUGCAGCGUGUGUGUGAACCGCUUUGGAUGCCGGCCUGUCAUGCUUGUGGGUGGCCUCUUUGCCUCCCUGGGAAUGGUGGCAGCAUCCUUCUGCAGAAGCAUUAUCCAGAUCUACCUCACCACGGGAGUCAUCACUGGCUUGGGUCUGGCUCUCAACUUCCAGCCCUCCCUCAUCAUGCUCAACCGAUACUUCAACAAAAGGCGCCCUAUAGCCAACGGGCUGGCAGCAGCAGGCAGUCCAGUGUUCCUUUGUGCACUGUCCCCAUUGGGGCAGCUGUUGCAGGACCACUAUGGCUGGCGGGGUGGCUUCCUCAUCCUGGGGGGCCUGCUGCUCAACUGCUGUGUGUGUGCUGCGCUCAUGAGGCCACUGGUGUCACCCCAGGCGAGUGGAGGGAGCGGGGCCCAAGCACCCCAGCGGCCGUCAAAGCACCUUUUGGACUUGAGUGUCUUCCGAGACCGUGGCUUCCUCAUCUAUGCAGUGGCUGCCUCCAUCAUGGUGCUGGGGCUCUUUGUGCCUCCAGUGUUUGUGGUGAGCUACGCUAAGGACCUGGGUGUGCCUGACACAAAGGCUGCCUUCCUUCUCACCAUCCUGGGCUUCAUUGACAUCUUUGCCAGGCCCACAGCUGGUUUCAUAACAGGACUCAAGAAGGUUCGGCCCUACUCUGUCUACCUCUUCAGCUUUGCCAUGUUCUUCAAUGGCUUCACCGACCUGACAGGCUCCACAGCCACGGACUAUGGUGGCCUGGUCGUCUUUUGCAUCUUCUUUGGCAUCUCAUAUGGCAUGGUGGGGGCUCUGCAGUUUGAGGUGCUCAUGGCUAUCGUGGGCACUCAGAAGUUCUCCAGUGCCAUCGGUCUCGUGUUGCUGUUGGAAGCUGUGGCUGUGCUCAUUGGGCCCCCAUCAGGAGGCAAGCUUCUGGAUGCAACCAAAGUUUACAAGUAUGUGUUCAUCCUGGCGGGGGCCGAGGUGCUCACCUCCUCCCUUGUGCUGCUGCUGGGCAACUUCUUCUGCAUCAAGAAGAAGCCUGAGGUGACACAGCCUGAGGAGGUGGCUUCAGAAGAGGAGAAGCUCCACAAGCCCCCUGUGGGUGUGAGGGUGGACUCGAGGGAGGUGGAGCACUUCCUGAAGGAACAGCCUGAGAAAAAUGGGGAGGUGGUUCACACCCCAGAAACCAGCGUGUGAGCAGCCUCGCCGGGCGGGCAGGG
This is a messenger RNA of Cricetulus griseus (Chinese hamster), 1433 nucleotides long. The record is from RefSeq and is a predicted model, not a curated record. Lineage: Eukaryota; Metazoa; Chordata; Mammalia; Rodentia; Cricetidae.